Molecule: messenger RNA, 312 nt
Organism: Dictyostelium discoideum AX4
Lineage: Eukaryota; Evosea; Eumycetozoa; Dictyosteliales; Dictyosteliaceae
Gene: csbB
Product: contact site B protein
Exons: 2
Coding region: 1-312 (103 amino acids)
Biological process (GO): cell adhesion
Cellular component (GO): cell surface
Source: RefSeq, a predicted model, not a curated record
AUGACUGAUUUGAAAAUUACAUUAGUUAAUGAAGAUGGGGAAUCAACAAUAAGUGGUAAAGGUCAUCCAUUACCAGCUCCCCUAAUAUUUCCUCCAAUAUAUUGUUUCUGUUUUAUCCAAUAUAAAACUGAAGGUAAACUUUGGGACAAAAAUGAUUUUCAAAUAAAAUCAGGUAAAAUUGAAUUCGGCGGAGAAGAAUAUGAUAUUACUGAAUCUAAAGGCACAUGGAGUAAAGAUGAUGAAGAAAACCACAUCAAAGUUAGUUUACAUCUAAUUGUACCACCAAAAAAAAUUUUCCAAAAAAAUUUUUAG